Molecule: messenger RNA, 976 nt
Organism: Desarmillaria tabescens
Lineage: Eukaryota; Fungi; Basidiomycota; Agaricomycetes; Agaricales; Physalacriaceae
Exons: 1
Coding region: 150-680 (176 amino acids)
Source: RefSeq, a predicted model, not a curated record
CGCUUUCUGGGUCAGGCGAUCAUCCGGCAUUUACCGGGUGACGUCUUCCCGGACCUCCCUUUUGCUCUUAGACGCCGUAUUCGUAGCCGGGUAUUUGGCUUUACUUACCUGCAACUGCAGCCCUUGGCUCUCCAUACCAACCUUAUGGCAUGGAACUUUUACUUGUCCUGCUCACAUUGGUUCCUAUACCUUCAUUAAAGCUUCGGAACAAGAAGGCUUCUGGCGGGCGGCGAGAAGAGUCCAGUUGGUGCCCAGAACCGUACUCUGUUGCUAGGCCUGGCAUCUCCCUGAGCUUUCUGGCAGUGGUAUGGGCGUCGACAUCGAAGCCCCUGCCUUUGGAAAUCUAUCCAUAUCUGAUUCCUUAUUAUGGCAUUUCCGAGUCAAGCCUUGCACUCCUUGGACCUGGAGCUCAAAAACUGUCUCCGAUUCUAGGUAACAUCUUCCGAGAACAUCCGCAGAGCAAACGGCCAUGUAAGGGUCCCAUCCCACUCCGCGGCGGACCUCGACCUGAAAAAAAUCAUCGUUGCAGUGGAGUCAAUAAGAUGCAAGUACAUCCGAUGGUUCUAAGUUACCGGGGAACGCAAUUGUGGUUACAAUUGGAAAGUCGGCGAAGUCGGGGGCCGCCAAAUGAUCUAACCGACAGGCUGAUUCUUCUCUAUGAUAACCGUCUAACAGUCUAACCACUAUUGCACAGAUACAGAUCGCGAGCUGACACUAUGAAUGGUGGUAUUUUUCGUUAGGCCUCGACUCUCGAUCUCCAUCUUGAUCCCCGGCGGCAUCCAGCGACCCUAGGCCUGUUCUACGUACCCUUCGCUUUUCAAGAGCAAGUGUCCCUAAUUUCAAAGUAAAAAAGUUCUGGAAAAUCUUCUCUUGCAAGGAUCGACCUCCGUGUCGUCAUGACAGACAGUACGCGGUGGGCUUAUAGCGGCCCGACGCCUAUACAAUUGAGAUCACAUCGGCCUCCUUCAUGGAUUUA